Messenger RNA from Salmo salar (Atlantic salmon), 2703 nucleotides. RefSeq names its product dopamine receptor D6b (gene drd6b). Gene Ontology annotation, molecular function: G protein-coupled receptor activity. Gene Ontology annotation, biological process: adenylate cyclase-activating adrenergic receptor signaling pathway; positive regulation of MAPK cascade. NCBI's taxonomy places the organism in Eukaryota, Metazoa, Chordata, Actinopteri, Salmoniformes, Salmonidae. Gene Ontology annotation, cellular component: plasma membrane. The record is from RefSeq and is a predicted model, not a curated record.
AUUUUGCAGGAUGGGUUAUGUGCAGUGCACCUAUUCACGACAAUUGAAAAUGUUUUACUGCGUCAGCGUAAGAAAAUAACUGAGAUUCUUACAACUGUCCUGUUUUAUUAAUUAAGGUAGUUAUGCGUUAGUACGGAAAUCCGCAAGUUGGGUCUCCAAAACUAAGUUGAAAGCAUAGUGAAUAAAGGGAGCACUGAACGCUAAGUGUGGAAGACGCUAAAGACGCUAUCAUUGAAAUGCGCAGAAAAGAGGAGUAAUUAGUCAAUGGAGAAAUCUGACAACGAAACCGCAGGUGCUGAAACGGACAGCUCCAAGCACAGCGUCCGUGCUCUCACCGGGUGCGUCCUGUUCAUCCUGAUCGUCUCCACGCUUUUUGGGAAUACGCUAGUGUGCGCCGCUGUGAUCAAAUUUCGACACCUUAGAUCUAAAGUGACUAACUUUUUUGUCAUCUCCUUGGCGGUGUCGGAUCUAUUCGUGGCCAUUCUGGUGAUGCCGUGGAAGGCUAUGUCUGAAGUGGCCGGCUGCUGGAUCUUCGGCAGCUUCUGUGAUACCUGGAUAGCUUUUGACAUCAUGUGCUCUACCGCGUCUAUUCUCAAUCUUUGUAUAAUAAGUAUGGACCGAUACUGGGCAAUUUCGAGCCCUUUUCGAUAUGAGCGUAAAAUGACUCAAAGGUUUGCUUUCGUUAUGAUCGGAGUGGCAUGGACCCUCUCCAUUCUUAUCUCCUUCAUUCCCGUUCAACUCAAUUGGCACAAGUCAGUGGAGGAAAAGGAAACAGUGGACGACACUAAUCAAAUCAACCAAAUAGAGGACUGCAACGCAAGCUUGAAUAGCACGUAUGCCAUAUCCUCGUCCUUGAUAAGUUUUUACAUUCCAGUCGUUAUUAUGGUUGGCACUUAUACACGAAUUUACCGGAUUGCGCAAACCCAGAUCCGGAGAAUAUCAUCCUUGGAGACAGCCGUGGAAAACGCACAGAACAAUCAGCAAGCAACCGAGAAAACAAACUCAUUAAAAACAACCUUUAGAAAAGAAACGAAAGUUUUGAAGACACUCUCUAUCAUUAUGGGAGUGUUUGUAUUUUGCUGGCUGCCUUUUUUCGUGGUCAACUGCAUAGUACCUUUUUGUGACAUUAACAAUCUUGGUGAUCGCCUGUGCGUAAGUAACACCACUUUUAACAUUUUUGUGUGGUUUGGAUGGGCAAACUCAUCGUUAAACCCAGUCAUAUACGCUUUUAAUGCUGAUUUCAGAAAAGCAUUCUCCGCCAUUCUGGGCUGCAAAAGAUACUGUUCCAGUGCUGUAGAAGCUGUCCAUUUCAGCAACGAGUUAAUGUCUUACCGCCACGACACUACGUUCCAGAACACAACUAUCAAUGCCUCUGCGCAUUGUGCGCAACGCCUACCCAUGGUCUCACACGGUGAAGAUUUGGACCUACCAUUUGACAAAGUCUCCGUUGUCUCUAAUACCUCACGUAACCAAAGAGACCUUAUCCUGCCUGCAAUACUGCAGCUUGAAUGUGAAGCAGAAAUAUCAUUAGAUAUGAUGCCUUUCCCCUCAACUGGACCCAGUGAGUGUUAUGUGAUUCCAGGUCAAAUUGAGGAUCUGUGAAACUAGUCUACAUUUUGAUCACUUUGUGUCUUUUUUUAUGUUUGAUCUACAAAAGUGCAGUUAUUAUCACUAUUUUCUGACAUCCUGAUGGUUUUAUAGUGUGCAAUAUUCUGGCACAUCAGUGUACAUAAAAGCAUUGGUACAAACCCCAAGUAAUUGAGUUGAAGAUGAAAAAGAAAAAGAUUACACUGACCAAUAAAUUGCUCUUUGUUAUUUGUAAUUUUUAUAACUCAUCAGGAAAUGUAAUUAUGUUAAUACAAUACAUUGUGUACUUUAAUACCAUUCCACUCAAAGGGAAUGAAAGAUACAUCAUGCGUGGGCGAGUAAGUCUUUGAUGUGGUAAAAUGCAGGAACCAAGUAGUAUAAUUACAGAUAAUUGGCUGUUUAAUUGCAGUGGCAAUUAUGUGGCAGUUAUCUUGUGAAUGUAGCAGCAGGUUUAACUAUGAAAGCAUACCCACUCCAGGAGAGGUAGGGAGUGAAGAGUACAGGUUUGCUAAACAUAUAAGUGAUAUAUAAAAACAAACAUACAUUGGAGCCAAGGUAGACAUUUAUGGGCCAGUUUCCCGGACAACGGAGAGUGUUUUAUAGCCCAAGGCCAGGCUUAAUCUGUGUCUGGGGGAGUACAAUUUGGCCUGUAUUCACAACCAUCUCAGAGUAGGAAAAUUGAACUAGAAUCACUUCCGCCUUGUAAAUCAUAAUGAAUUAGAGGGGGUGGGAUGUAAUCCUAGAUAAACACUCGUUCUCUGAAACACUUUGUGAAUAAGGGCCCUGGGGCUUCAUUUAUAACGAUUGUGUACAUUUUACACUCAAUUUCUGCAUGCGCUAUUUCUGAAAAGAUGGCACAAGCACACAAAUAUUGACAUGUAUAAACUUGGCUCACGCCAUACACAUGUUUCCAUUUAUAAAUCAGACUCGGCGGAAAACGUGUGGAGGAUCACCAAUGUUUUCUUUUCCAGUGACAUUUGACCGUUUCUGAAACACAAAAAGAAUUGCAAAUUGUUGUGGACCUGUAAACAGAUAGUUUGAAUUCAAUAAUGUUUUGCAUUUACUUUCUCUACUCAGAAGAAAAUAAAAGCUACAGUAGGCCAAUUUACACACUUC